Molecule: messenger RNA, 390 nt
Organism: Torulaspora globosa
Lineage: Eukaryota; Fungi; Ascomycota; Saccharomycetes; Saccharomycetales; Saccharomycetaceae
Product: RidA family protein
Exons: 1
Coding region: 1-390 (129 amino acids)
Cellular component (GO): cytosol; mitochondrion
Molecular function (GO): deaminase activity
Source: RefSeq, a predicted model, not a curated record
AUGGCAAAGCAACUUCAAUGGGAAGAAGUUGGCGCUGCCGCCCACGCUCUACUUUCUCCUGGCUACGUGACAGCAAAGAACAGUCAAACUUUGUACACUUCUGGCUGUGUAGGAACUGAUCCUAAAACUGGCGAAAUACCAGAUUGCAUUGAAGCACAGACCAGGAACGCACUUGAGAACCUCAAGGCAAUUUUAAAAGCUGGUGGCAGCAGUCUAGACAGCGUUUUGAAGGUUUUGCUUUUCGUAGCUGAUGGGAGCUAUGCAGCCAGUGUCAACAAGGUUUAUAAAGAGUACUUUCCCAGCAAGCCUGCCAGAAGCUGUGUUGUAGUAGCUUUCCCAGAUCCUACCCUCAAGGUCGAGUUGGAGUGCGUGGCAGCUGUAGAGGAAUAG